Molecule: messenger RNA, 738 nt
Organism: Lathyrus oleraceus (garden pea)
Lineage: Eukaryota; Viridiplantae; Streptophyta; Magnoliopsida; Fabales; Fabaceae
Product: F-box only protein 8
Exons: 2
Coding region: 1-738 (245 amino acids)
Molecular function (GO): protein binding
Source: RefSeq, a predicted model, not a curated record
AUGGAUUAUCAGCAGAAGCUAUCACUGCGGUUUAACCAGUGGUCUGAUUCAAAGGUUAGCAGAAAGUAUAUUGACGAUGAUGUUGCCUUCCAUGUUCUUUCGAAACUCCCCGUUAAAUCAUUGAAGCGUUUUGGUUGCGUACGCAAAUCAUGGUCCAUUUUAUUUGAAAAUUCUCAUUUCAUCAAUAUGCUCCGCAACCAUUUCAUAUCUCAUAGCAAUUCCGACGAUCAUCGUACAUACCUCCUCAUAUUUAAACGUGAUUGUGCUGAUCGUUACCAUCCUGAAUUGCAUUUGCUCGAUAGUAGAAUCAAAUUAACUUUGCCACCUCCAUUUCAAGAGGAUGACUUUUAUCUUAAUAUUUUGGGAAAAACAAGUGUUAGCGGUGUUUUUUGUAUCGGGACAAAGGAUGUAAGGGGAGAUUCUAAUAAGGUCAAAUAUGUAUUGUGGAACCCAGCUAUCGAAGAAUUCGUUGUCAUUCCUCCUAGCCCCGAUGAGCUUGUACCAAAACACCCUCGCCUUGGCGUGUUUCAUGGCUUUCAUGGGUUUGGUUAUGACCAAGUAAGAGAUGACUUUAAGAUGAUUCAAUAUGUAACGUUUGAUAGCUCAAGUUGUAAUGACUAUGAUCCUGAUUCUCCUCCACCACAAGUCUCUGGAGGAUUGUCAGCCUUCAAGAUUCUCCGCUCAAGUUCUGAAGCUUAUGAAGAACAAGAUCUGAAGCCUCUGAAGACCAAAUUCUGA